AUGGCCAGUAGUGUAAUUUACCGUAACAGUGUGAGGUGGUUGAGCUUGGGCAAAGUAUUAAAAAGAGUCUGGGCAUUAGAGGAUGAAAUUAUUUUAUUUCUGGACACUAAGGAGAUAUCUCAUGAUUUUGUUGCAAAAAUAGAAUGUGAAGAGUGGAGAUAUGAGAUGAUGUUUGCAGCUGAUAUUUUUGAAAAACUGAAUGAGCUGAAUGUGACAUUGCAGGGAAAAGGGAUGUUUCCUCAUGAAAUGUGGACACAUAUCAAAGCAUUUAAAACAAAACUAGGUCUGUUUGCAAGGCAAGCAAAUGAUGGCAAAUUUUGUCAUUUCCCUUUACUAGGGAAGCAGAAAGUACCUGGAAGUGUUUCAGCUAAAAUUAGGGAUUAUUUGCAGAGUUUAGAGGCUGAGUUUACUACAAGAUUUCAGGAUUUUAAGAAAAUUGAGCCUCAAUUUAAUGUUUUAUUGUAUCCCAUCACUGCUGAUAUUGACACUGCACUACAGGAGCUGCAACUUGAACUGAUUGACAUGCAGGCAGUUCACACACUGAAAGAAAUAUUUAGUGCUGUAACUUUUGUUGACUUUUAUAAAUCUUUGUCAGCUGAAAAAUUUCCAUGUAUCAAGAAAUUUGCAGGCAAAAUGUUCUCCAUAUUUGGAUCAACGUAUAUUUGUGAACAAAGUUUUUCUUGCUUAAAUAUCAACAAGAGCAAAUACCAAAACUGUUUAACAGACAGUAAUUUGCAGGCUGUCAUGAGAAUAUCAACUAGCAGUCUGACUCCUGAUUUAAAAAAAAUGUGCAAAAUUGUGAUAGGAUGCAAUUGUCCCAUUAAACUUGUUUUAAAAUUUAAUGUAGUUGGAGAUGGUAUUAAAUUAGCAAAAUAA
Schistocerca americana (American grasshopper) is the source of this 876-nucleotide messenger RNA. Its product is annotated as general transcription factor II-I repeat domain-containing protein 2A-like. The transcript has a single exon. The record is from RefSeq and is a predicted model, not a curated record. Gene Ontology annotation, molecular function: protein dimerization activity. The coding region runs from base 1 to 876 and encodes 291 amino acids. NCBI's taxonomy places the organism in Eukaryota, Metazoa, Arthropoda, Insecta, Orthoptera, Acrididae.